AUGUCGCUUCUUGAAGAUAUAUUUUUAAGAGAUGAGGCUGAUGAAGCAAAGGAGCUGGAACGUAUUAUUGAAGGGGACGAAUAUGACGAUAAACCGCUACCGCGCUCUGAUAGUGAUGAUAAUAGUGAAAAAGAUGACGAAGCAGAAGAAGAGAAGAGACGUGUUGAUCCAUCUAGCACGAAAACAAAGCGUACAGUGAAAAAUCCAAGAUUCAUUUUAAAUCCUGCACGACUGACUGGACCUAGAGGCAUACAGGUUAUUCCUGACCAUUUUAAAGACUUUAAAUUCAAAGGUAAAGGUCACGAGAAAGAGGACUUAGAUUUAGUGUUAAAGAAGUUAGAACAUUGGGCUUACAGACUGUAUCCUAAGUUUAAAUUUGAAGACUGUUUAAAAAAGAUUGAGACACUUGGCAAAAAGCGGCCAGUAAUGGUUCAUUUGCACAAAAUUAGAUCAGAUCAGUAUAUAUCAGAAGAAACAGUGGUCCAAAAAGAUUCCAGUGAUGAUGAGAGUGCGCCAGUCGAAAGAGAGGAGGAUGAGUUUGAUAAACUCUUGCAGCAGCAGAUUGACCUGGCAAGAUCUACACCUGGACCUGGAUCUGCAAGGAAGCCAGUACUGGAUAAUUCUAUAAUGGAUAGGUCAUCUUUUAAUGCACCAAAAGCAACAUCUUCUCCAUCAAUAAGUGAUGAACAAAGAGAAAGGAUGAUGAGAAGUCGGAAAUUGGCAGAGGAGAGGCGCCUGGCUAGACUUAAAAAUAAUAGUAAUGUGUCAAAUAACGCUUUAAGCAGUAAUAAAGAAAAUAUAGUAGUUGAUAUAAAUGAAGAAUAUAUAGCAGAUAAGGAAGACGAUCAAACAAUGGAGGAAAAUAUAGAAAUGAGAGUAGACACAGAUGACAUACUGGUAUCUAAAAAGCACAAAACAAAUGUCAUUGAUAGUUCAGAUGACGAAGAUGGUGUGAUGUCUGUGAAUGAAUCAGUCACAGUAGAUAUUCAUACCGCCUUUUCGAAUGGAAGUAAUAUUGUACCGAUAGGUAAUACUAAGUCUAUGGAAGAAAAUGAAACAAUUAAUAAUUGUGAUAAUAUUGAUGAUUUAGGUGUUAAUAACGCCGUGGGAAAUAUAAAUAAAGAAAAUCAAUUGUUUGAUGAAUUGCGAAAUACUUCAAACAAUGACAACAAUAGCUUAGUUAAUAACGAAAACAAUAUCGAAAUGGAAACAACUAAUGCAAUAACAAAUUCUAAAAACUUAAAUGAUAGGGAAGAAAUAAGUAGUAUCGAUAACACUCUUACUGAAUAUCAAGUAGAAGUUGGUAAUCAUGAACAAAUUUCCAAGCCAAUAGAACCGAUGGCUGAUAUUGAACAUACCAAGACAGCUGAAAAUAUAAUUAAAAGUUUAACACCAAAUGAAGAUAUACUCGAAUUAGCCCAGAACGAGCAUGAUACAACUAAUACAGAAAAAUCUCCUGGAACACAGAAAUCAUUGGUUGAUCUAGAACAUACCAAUACAGUUGAAAAUAAAACUGAGCCAAAUAAAAGUUUUAAACCAAAUGAAUAUGUAAUGGAAUCAGCCCAGAACGAUCAGGAUACAACUAACAUAGAAAAUUCUCCUGGAACAGAGGAAUCUAUCAUUGAUAUAGAACAUACCAAUACAGUUGAAAAUACAAUUGAGUCAAAUAAAAGAUUAACACUAAAUGAGGAUGUAAUGGAAUCAGCUGAUAACAAGCAGGGUACAACUAAUACAGAGGAAUGCAUAUCAAACGAAUCAGACAUGAUGGUAAUUGGAAAUGAGGAAAAAGACGACGUUACGACAGAUCUUGGUGAUAUAAUGGAAUUAGAUUUUACUGAAGAUUUCUAA
Messenger RNA from Parnassius apollo (apollo), 1848 nucleotides. NCBI's taxonomy places the organism in Eukaryota, Metazoa, Arthropoda, Insecta, Lepidoptera, Papilionidae. The record is from the annotation of a GenBank genome assembly.